Molecule: messenger RNA, 2433 nt
Organism: Eruca vesicaria subsp. sativa (arugula)
Lineage: Eukaryota; Viridiplantae; Streptophyta; Magnoliopsida; Brassicales; Brassicaceae
Source: the annotation of a GenBank genome assembly
AUGAUUACUCAAUUCGAGUUUCUACAACCAGUAGGGAUCCACGAUAGGUUCAGAUUCGCUACCUGUUGCAGUAACAGUCUACUCCAUUCGCAUACUUCGAGCUUCUUCUUCGAUCGGAGUAAGGUUUUUCGCCGGAAUCCAAACCGGUUCAUCCCCAAUUCAACCCCGCUUCCUCUGCAGAAGAAACCGGUUACAGCGUUGAGAAAUGAUAAAAGGUUCAAUCUUUGGGAUGGGUUUUCGAGGAAGAAGAGAGGGACGGUUGUGAAUUGUCAAGAAGACGACAAGAAAGCGAGUUCUAGUGAGAGUAGUAGUGAGGCAGAAGAAGGCCAAGAUUCUUCAUCUUCGAAGGGGAAGAGAGAGAAGGAAAGGAAAGAUAGGGUUUGGUGGUCAAAGGAGAAGAGAAGGGAGUGGCAGCCGAUAAUCCAGGCGCAGGGGAUUGGAGUUUUGCUGUUGCAAUUGGGCGUUGUUAUGUUUGUGAUGAGACUGCUCCGACCUGGGAUACCUUUACCUGGUUCUGAGCCACGGGUUCAGACGACUUUCGUUAGGGUACCGUACAGUGAGUUCUUGAGUAAAGUUAACAGUAACCAGGUGCAGAAAGUGGAAGUGGAUGGGGUUCAAGUUUUGUUUAAGCUGAAAGAUGAUGGGAAAUGGCAAGAGAGUGAGUCUGGUAGUAGGUUGUCUGAGUCUACUGAGUCUCUGCUAAGGACGGUUACUCCAACGAAGAGAAUUGUGUAUUCGACCAUAAGGCCUGGUGACAUUAAAACACCGUAUGAGAAGAUGCUUGGGAAUAAUGUUGAGUUCGGGUCGCCCGAUAAACGCUCUGGUGGUUUCUUUAGCUCUGGAUUUCUAGUUCUUUUCUACAUGGCGGUGCUUGUAUGGCUUAUUCAACGAUUCCCUCUUAGCUUCUCCAUGAGUACAACUGGUCAGCUUAAGACCCGAAAGUCUGGUAGUUCUGAUGGGGGAAAAGUCUCUGGUGGUGGUGAAACAAUCACUUUUGCAGAUGUUGCAGGUGUUGAUGAAGCAAAGGAAGAGCUAGAAGAAAUCGUGGAAUUUCUUAGGAAUCCUGACAGGUAUGUACGUUUAGGUGCACGUCCUCCUCGUGGUGUCCUAUUGGUUGGUCUUCCUGGAACAGGGAAAACGCUUCUUGCAAAGGCUGUUGCUGGGGAAGCUGAAGUCCCCUUCAUAAGUUGCUCUGCAAGUGAGUUUGUAGAGCUGUAUGUCGGUAUGGGUGCCUCACGUGUAAGGGAUCUAUUUGCCCGGGCCAAGAAAGAAGCUCCGUCUAUCAUAUUUAUUGAUGAGAUAGAUGCUGUGGCAAAAAGCCGUGAUGGUAAAUUCAGGAUCGCCAGCAAUGAUGAACGGGAGCAAACGUUGAACCAGCUGCUCACUGAGAUGGAUGGUUUUGACAGCAGUUCUGCGGUUAUCGUUCUUGGUGCUACAAAUCGUGCUGAUGUCUUAGACCCGGCUCUGCGUCGCCCUGGGAGAUUUGAUCGUGUUGUUACGGUGGAAACGCCUGACAAAGUUGGAAGAGAAUCCAUUUUGAGAGUGCAUGUGCUAAAGAAAGAGCUUCCUUUGGGAAAUGACGUUAAUCUUGGUAGUAUUGCCUCGAUGACCACUGGUUUUACUGGGGCGGACCUUGCUAACUUGGUAAAUGAGGCUGCCUUGCUAGCUGGAAGAAUGAGCAAGACGACUGUUGACAAAAUUGACUUUAUUCAAGCUGUGGAGCGAUCAAUAGCAGGCAUAGAGAAGAAAACUGCAAGAUUAAAAGGCAAUGAGAAGGGUGUGGUUGCAAGGCAUGAAGCUGGGCAUGCAGUGGUUGGUACUGCUGUUGCAAAACUUCUUACUGGACAGCCACGUGUAGAGAAAUUAAGUAUAUUGCCAAGAACCGGAGGGGCAUUGGGCUUUACUUACAUACCUCCUACCAACGAAGACAGAUAUUUGCUCUUCAUCGAUGAACUGCUUGGACGUUUGGUAACCCUUCUUGGAGGUCGUGCAGCUGAAGAGGUUGUGUACUCGGGGCGUGUAUCAACAGGUGCAUUUGACGAUAUCAGGCGGGCAACUGAUAUGGCGUACAAAGCAGUAGCUGAAUAUGGUCUGAACCAGAAAAUCGGACCUGUGUCUCUGUCCACACUUUCUGGUGGUGGGAUUGAUGAAUCGGGAGGCUCACCAUGGGGUGGGGAUCAGGGGAAACUAGUUGAUCUUGUUCAAAGAGAAGUGACAAAUCUGUUACACUCUGCUCUUGAUGUUGCACUUUCUGUUGUACGUGCUAAUCUAGAUGUAUUGGAAGGACUUGGCGCUCAUCUUGAAGAGAAAGAGAAAGUAGAAGGUGAAGAUUUGCAGAAGUGGUUGAGUAUGGUGGUCGCACCUGAAGAACUCGCAGUCUUUGUCAAAGGAAAGCAAGAGGCUUUGCUCCCUGCAAGAGCUAGCUCCAGUUAA